UAUACGUCAUAGCAGUGAUACUAUAUUUCGCUAGUAAAAAUAUCUCUUCAUGGUUCUUAUUAAAAAUAUAUAUGUAGUUCCACCAACCAAACUAAUUAUAGAGGACUUCAACGCUGUUUUAACUGGCAUGGGCUCGGGCCUAAUUCUGUAUAUUACCAACAACCAACGUCGAAGCCUGAACUGCUCUGUGCUCUCCCCAUCUCAUCCGCAUGCAACUAUCACGUGGUUCUUAAGUGACGUCAACGAAUCGAUUAUUCAUAAUCAGAUAAACUUGCAAGCAACUGAUAAUACGUCAUUGAUGACAUCAUCGAGGCAAGUCGACUUGAUUCCCACCAUUGACGACGACAGGAUGAAUAUUUCAUGUUCAGCCGAGCACCCGGAGCUAGCGAAUGAUCUUCAGGUCGGUGUGACUUUAAGGGUUGGAAAUUUACCUGAUAAACCAACCAACGUUACCGUUCUGAAGCCUUCUGUCACUACAUCUUCGUUCACUAUCUUCUGGGAAAGUACAUCUUCAGAUGAGUAUCCAGAAACAUUUAUGGUGAAGUGUUGCACUGUCCUUAAUUGCACUAGGAUUUCCAAUGUCACGCAGCCGAGACUGGCAAUCGCCGAUCUUCGGCCAUCGACGGUCUACAGAGUAACUGUAAUGAGCAGGAAUGCAUUUGGCACUGGCAAAGGCAGCGACCCUACUGAAAUAGCAACAAAACCAUUGGCUCCCUCAGACCUAGGUAUAAAGGCUGUAUAUGACACCAUAGAGAAUCGAGUGGAUAUAACUCGGCCUGAUACCCGGAAUGGCCCACUGCCAUUUGGUCUCUGCUUUCAACUGAUAAAUGCGACCACCACUACAGACGAAAUCGAUCCAAGGUUGGGAGUCGACUGUGUUGGUGUUGGGGGAGCUGUCCCAAUCCCUACUGGGUGGUCAGUGGGUAAUAUCAAAGUGCGAAGUGUUCAUCAUGGCCUCUUCAGCUUGCCAUCUGAUAUUCAUUUCAAUGAAGAUAAAGACCAACUUGCAGCUCCCUUUAACGUUUCAGUUGUGGAAUCCUCAAUAACAGCCACUUCUUUCUCAAUAUCAUGGGAGAGUAACGCGUCGGGAGAAAUGUUUCAAACGUUUACAGUGACGUUUUGUCCAGUUAAUGAUACCAUAGAAUGUACGACCAUCUCCGAAGUAACACAGACACAUCUCACGAUCGCAGGGCUUCGGCCGUCUACGACAUACCUAGUCACCGUGAAGAGUGAGAAUGCUCUCGGGGUCAGCAACGACAGCGAGAUCAUUGAAAUAUCCACCUCCGAUCACGGCAGUGAUGUAGUUGAUAAUAGUGCAUUUGUUGGCCAACAUUUAACCGCCCCCAUCAGUGCCUGUGUCGCUGUCCUUGCAGCCUUGAUUGCUUUUACGAUGUGUUUGAAGAUGAAGAAAAAAAGGGAUCGUACGAAAAGUGUGAAAACUUUUAACAAGACGCCCAUGUCGACAGCUCCAUCCCAGUCACAAAAGGCGAUAAUUGACAACGGUGUCGCAUCGGAAGUUGAACGCGUCAAUGAUCACGAAUACGAAUCCAUGCCUGAAAAUCAACUAGGACAGCAAGAAGAUCCGGAGAAAGAACGCGAUCAAGAUGACGUCACCAUCCAUCAUACAUACGCAGAUUCUCAUUGUUCAGACCAGGACAUAGAAGAAAAAGAAGAAUCCUCCGUCCGCUACUCGAAACAUAUCCUUAAGAUUGAAAACAAAAGUGGUUUUGUCGCUGAGACCGAAGAAACCACAGAACAGAUCUAAAGAUCUGAAAUGAUACAACUUCUUUGACAUAUGCAUUGUCAUGACCGAUAAUUAAAGCCUUACUACGAAAUAUUUCAUAUUUUGCGCGUGAGAUGAGAUGAUGCGUAUUCCUAUCAUGAUAAAAAAAAUAAAAUAUAGAAUACAGCAAACCUCACUUCGGGUAAGAUAAAACAAUGCGGAACGUCCAUUUCAGAAAGAGUUAAACACUCGAAGUUGCAGCAAACUUAUAAAACAAACAUGUUGCCAAGUUGCAUUUAUUUCUUAACCUAAUUCAAACAAGAACAAAAUAACCCCAAAGAUUUUUCUUAUCUUAUCUU
Lytechinus variegatus (green sea urchin) is the source of this 2082-nucleotide messenger RNA. RefSeq lists its product as uncharacterized. The record is from RefSeq and is a predicted model, not a curated record. NCBI's taxonomy places the organism in Eukaryota, Metazoa, Echinodermata, Echinoidea, Temnopleuroida, Toxopneustidae. The transcript is spliced from 8 exons. Gene Ontology annotation, biological process: cell-cell adhesion; axon guidance. Gene Ontology annotation, cellular component: plasma membrane; axon. Bases 50 to 1765 code for a protein of 571 amino acids. Gene Ontology annotation, molecular function: protein binding.